Messenger RNA from Magnolia sinica, 2337 nucleotides. Its product is annotated as receptor like protein 22-like. Gene Ontology annotation, molecular function: protein binding. The coding region runs from base 1 to 2337 and encodes 778 amino acids. NCBI's taxonomy places the organism in Eukaryota, Viridiplantae, Streptophyta, Magnoliopsida, Magnoliales, Magnoliaceae. The transcript has 5 exons. The record is from RefSeq and is a predicted model, not a curated record.
AUGGCUCUCCUCUUUUCUUCUAAAAACAACCCAGCAUUUCUCAUUCUCUUCUUUUUAUCAUCUCUUCUCUUUCUCACUACCCAACAAUGCAACCAUCAUCACUUCUCUGCUUUACUCCACCUCAAGCAUCGUUUUAACUUCAUUGAUGAUUACACCCUCUCUACUCUCCCCUCUUGGAAUUCAAACAAUACCGAUUGCUGCUCUUGGGAACGCAUCACGUGCGAUGGACCCACUGGUCACGUGAUCAGUCUCGACCUCAGUGAGCUCUGUAUCUCUGGUCGGAUUGAUUUCGAAAGCCUCUUUCACCUUCGAAGCCUGCAGAGGCUUAACCUUGCUUACAAUGAGUUUGAUCCCUCUCCAUUCCCUUACGGGUUUGACCAGCUCACCAGUUUGACCCAUCUCAACCUCUCUCACUUAUCCUUUUAUGGCCAAAUCCCACUGGAAAUCUCCCGCUUGACCACUUUGGUUUCUCUCGAUCUUUCUAAGAAUUAUUAUUACAAUGGUUCUGGAUAUCAAUACCUGAAACUCGAAAACCCAAGCAUUGGAGCAGUCGUCCAAAACCUGUCCAAUCUGAGUGAACUCUAUCUGGACUGGGUACACAUCUUACUGCAGGGCCAGACCUUAGAUUUGCCACUCCCUACUCUCCGCAAGUUGAGCUUAAUAGAUUGUCUUCCUUCAGGUUCCAUCUAUUCUUCCCUUUCACAGCUCCAUUUCUUAUCUGAACUCAACCUCAGCUAUAACAAUCUCUCCUCUGCAGUGCCCAGCUUCCCAGAGAGUCUCCGCAAGUUGAUCUUACAAGAUUGCUCCAUCUAUUCUUCCCUUUCACAGCUCCAUUUCUUAUCUGAACUCGACGUCAGUCGAAACAAUCUCUCCUCUGCAGUGCCCAGCUUCCCAGUGAGUCUCCGCAAGUUGAUCUUACAAGAUUAUAACAACUUGUCAGUCCAAUAUGGCAGUGGUAAUUCCACAUUUGUUUCCAUCCCCCAGUUUCAAUCUUUGUUGUUACGUUCUUGCAACAUCAGCACACUUCCAAAUUUCUUGAGAAAUCAAGAGCAGUUGAGGCGAUUGGACCUUUCCAACAAUAAAAUUAGUGGUGAAAUACCCAAAUGGAUAUGGGAGGGAAUAGUACCAUCUCCCCAUCUUUUGGUGAGUGACUUCAGUGUUCUGGACAUUAGCUCCAACAAGCUGGAAGGCUCACUUCCUAUCCCACCACCUUUCAUCUUUUUCUUUUCAAUUCCACCAUGUUUGGGUGAGAUUGGUCAUAGCCUCAUUGUGUUGAAUCUUCAAGGAAAUGCUUUCAAUGGCACCUUACUUCAGACAUUUAAAGAGGGAUGUAACAUAGAAACGCUUGAUCUCAGUGGGAAUCAAUUAGAGGGUCAAGUGCCAAGGUCUUUGGUCAAUUGCAAAAUGUUAGAGGUAUUAAACCUUGCAAACAAUCAAAUACAUGACACCUUCCCUUUUUGGUCGGAAGCUUUGUCCCAGUUGCGUGUUUUCAUCUUGAGAUCCAACCAAUUUCAUGGCACCAUUGGGCAUCUUCUAACAAAUCAAGCUUUUCCACUGUUACAAAUUUUCGACCUCUCUUUCAAUAGCUUUGAGGGUAAUUUGCCAUCAAAUAUGUUCAAGAGCUGGACGGCAAUGAUGGAAGACGACAAAUCCCAAUCUUUGGUCCUUGGAAAAAUGAUAUACGGUAGAAGUUCCAUAUACUAUCAAAACAAAGUGUCUGUAGCAAGCAAAGGGCUAAUGAUGGAAGUGGUAAAGAUCCUUACUGCCUUCACUGUAGUAGAUCUCUCAGGGAACAAAUUUUAUGGGCAUAUCCCAGAAUCAAUUGGAGAUCUAAAGUCACUCCUUGUGCUUAAUAUGUCCAACAAUGAUUUAACAGGUGGAAUUCCAAUAUCACUACAGAAUCUAAGGGAUCUAGAAUCAUUAGAUCUCUCACAUAAUAAAUUGUCUGAAGAGAUCCCUUGGCAGCUAACAGAGCUAACAUUCCUUGCAGUGUUGAAUCUCUCACAGAAUUUCCUCAUAGGCAAAAUACCACAAAGUCGGCAGUUUCUUACAUUUAAUAAUGAAUCAUUCAAAGGAAACUUAGGAUUGUGUGGACCUCCACUAUCAAACAAAUGUGAAGAUGCAAAGAGUGCACCAUCACCCACUUUGUCAACAUUGCAAUUUGAAAGGAAAUAUGAUUGGGAAUUAAUGUGGUUAGGAUUUGGAGUUGGAUAUGGAGUAGGUGUAGGGAUGCUUUUCUGGACUCUAGCACUUUGGAGGAAGGGAAGAAGAGAAUUCUAUAUAUUUGUUGAUGGAAUGCUUUCUUUGAUUUUUCCUUCCAUGGUGUUUUCUAAAUAG